This is a messenger RNA of Nothoprocta perdicaria, 771 nucleotides long. It is a transcript of the gene CDX2, whose product is annotated as caudal type homeobox 2. The record is from RefSeq and is a predicted model, not a curated record. Gene Ontology annotation, molecular function: RNA polymerase II transcription regulatory region sequence-specific DNA binding; DNA-binding transcription factor activity, RNA polymerase II-specific. NCBI's taxonomy places the organism in Eukaryota, Metazoa, Chordata, Aves, Tinamiformes, Tinamidae. Gene Ontology annotation, biological process: anterior/posterior axis specification; regulation of transcription by RNA polymerase II; animal organ morphogenesis. Gene Ontology annotation, cellular component: nucleus.
AUGUACGUGAGCUACCUGCUGGACAAGGACGGGCCCAUGUACCCCGGGCCCGUGCGCCACUCGGGGGGGCUCAACCUGGCGGCGCAGAACUUCGUGGGCGCGCCGCAGUACGCGGACUACGGCGGAUACCAUGUGAACCUCGAGAGCGCCCAGUCGCCCGGGCCGGCCUGGCCGGCGCCCUACGGGGCGCCCCUCCGCGACGACUGGGCCGCCUAYGGGCAAGGGGCUCCGGCGAGCGCGGCGGGCGCCGUGCACGGCCUCAACGGCGGCUCCCCCGCCGCCGCUAUGGCCUACAGCCCCGCCGACUACCACCACCCCCCGCACGGCCACCACCACCACGCGGGGCCCGCGCCGCACUGCUCCGCCGCCGCCGUCAUGCAGCCCCUGGGCGCCGCCAACGCCGCCCCCGAGCCGCUCUCCCCCGGCGGGCAGCGCCGCGGCCUCUGCGAGUGGAUGAGGAAGCCCGCGCAGACCCCGCUCAGCAGCCAGGUGAAAACCCGCACGAAAGACAAGUACCGCGUGGUGUACACGGACCACCAGCGGCUGGAGCUGGAGAAGGAGUUCCACUACAGCCGCUACAUCACCAUCCGGCGCAAAGCGGAGCUCGCCUCCAACCUGGGGCUCUCCGAGAGGCAGGUGAAAAUCUGGUUCCAGAACCGGCGCGCCAAGGAGAGGAAGAUCAACAAGAAGAAGCUGCAGCAGGCGCCCCGGCGCGGAGCCGCUCAGCCCCGCGCUGCAGGGCCCCGCGGGCGCGCAGUGAGCGCGCACUGA